UGCGGUGCCGCUGCCACCGCGGGUGUCACCCGGCGGGCGGACCCCGUCCGCGCUGAAGCCGCUGGCACCGCACGGCGCCCCGCGGCCCGACCCCGGCCCGGCCCCGCCGCCGCCAUGGAGCGACUCGCCGCGCUGCUUCUCCUGCAGGUUACUGCUGCCAGCAGUUUUUCUCAUGAAAUUGAAAAUGUCAGUUUAAGACAAGCCGUGCGAAAGAAGAGUAUUCAGUGGAUAGAUUCUUAUCAGUUGGACAGUCUGCGUCCUCUACAGCGUACAAAAAGGACCUGGGUUAUCACCACCAUCGAUGUUCAAGAGGAGGACAAAGGCCCGUUCCCAAAAUACGCUGGGCAGCUGUUCAAUAACAAAUCAUUUAACACAUCAGUAAAAUACCUAAUCAGUGGACCUGGGGUAAAUGAACCUCCAGAGGUUGGAUUGUUUUCUAUAGAAGAUGACGAAAAUGGCCAUGUGUACGUGCAUCGUACCAUUGACAGAGAAAAGACCUCAAUUUUUCAGAUACGUUUCGAUAUUGUGUACAGAAAAACUGGUGAACCAUUGGACCGUCCUUUAUUUUUCAAGAUAAAGGUUAAAGAUAUUAAUGACAACGCACCCGAGUUUCCCAAGGAGGAAUACAGUGUUACAAUAAGAGAGAACCACACUAAAAACGAGCCAGUUUUCCAAGUUACUGCCUUGGACAAAGAUGAAGGCGGCACUGUGAAUUCUCAGGUGUCCUAUUCUCUAAGUAUGCAAAUGCCCCUUCCAGAUGGAUUCACAUUUAAUAUUGAUCCUACCACAGGAUCAAUAUUUCCGACAGGAUGCCUGGAUUAUAAGACUGCCAACUCUUUCACACUUCUGAUUAAAGCCAGUGACCACGGGACUCCCCAGCUCUCAUCUACUGCAACAGUGAAUGUAGCUGUUGAAGAUGCAAACAACCACCUCCCUGAAUUUACUAGGGAUCAUUACCUGCUGCAGAUUUCGGCAGGUCAGGAACAUCCAUCGGCAUUACGGCUCCAAGUGGAAGACAAAGACUCUCCCAACACUCCAGCCUGGAGAGCAAAAUACAGAGUAACGGAAGGCAAUGAGAAGGAACAGUUCACCAUUGAGACAGAUCCAGUCACAAAUGAAGGCAUUUUGAGUAUUAUCAAGCCUCUCAAUUAUGAAGAUGACUCUGAGGUGAAACUUGUCAUUUCUGUAGCAAAUGAAGAACCGUUCUUCUUGUGUAAAAAUGGUGUUGUGAUGAUGUCAAGCCUUGAAUCCACGAAUACAACUGUGAACAUCAUGGUCUUACAGUCACAACGUGCUCCUAGGUUUCAUCCUCCUAUACUUAUUGUCCAAAAAGAAGAUUCAAUGAAGCCUGGGAGAGUAUUUAGAAGGUAUCCUGCCACAUAUCCAGGUGAUGUGCCAAAUAAGAUAAAAUAUGAACUAGCCCAUGACCCAGAUGGCUGGCUGAGUGUGGAUGAGCAUUCUGGAGUUCUUACUGUGGCAAAAGAAUUCAAUCAAGAAUCUCCUUAUGUGAACAACAGCCUGUACACCAUCAUCGUUCACGCUGUCGAUCAUGGUAUUCCACCACAGACUGCUACUGGCACCAUCCUGCUUUACUUGUCUGACAUGAAUGAUCAUAUGCCAACAUUAGUGGCUCCUUCUUUAGAUGUGUGUGACAAAAAAGAAGGGACACCUCUCAUUAUAAGAGCUCAGUCUGCUACAGUCCGGUCAGAUUCUGGGCCAUUUACAUUUGAGCUGGUUGAGGACUCCGAAGAUGUGAAGCAUAACUGGAAAUUAGGAAGGAACUUUGGGGAGUCAGUUGAACUUCUAAUGCUAAGAAGCCUCCCACGAGGUAGCUACUUGGUACCCCUCGUUAUUCAGGACAGGCAAGGAUUUUCUAUGAGGCAGAACCAGCAUGUCAGGCUCUGCUUUUGCCCAGACGGACAUACAUGUAAAGAUUCACCACUUCCACAAGCAGCAGUGACGCUUGGAGGUGCUGCCAUUGCAAUAAUACUGUUGACUUUCUUACUACUGCUGGUUUCCAGUAUUCUGCUUUGCCGGUUUUACACGCCAGGAUCUAAAACCAAAGCCAUUGCUCCACUUCAAGAGGGUGAACAGACUUUAAUCAACUACAAUGAAGAGAGCAGAAUGGCUUUGUCUCAAGCUAAGCUGGAUAUUAUGGAUCACGCUGCUCUACCACCCGUGCCCGUGGAGGUUGGAGAAAAAGCAAUUUCUGAGGAUGACCUGUACGCGAGGUGUGAGACAUUCCAAGUAAGACACCUUGAUUGCAUGAUACAGAGAGUGGACAAAAUACUGGGUCAGAAACUGUAUGAGCAAAACAGUCUGGAAGAUUACAGGGCCACCUAUGAGCCUCACAGAUACGCUGAGGAAGGAGAACUAGGGCGAAGUAACUCCUUCUGUUCUGUCUCCAUUGGCGGUGAGGACUUGCCUGUUGAUUUUUUGAACACUCUUGGACCAAAGUUUUCUGUUCUGGAAGAAAUCUGUGAGAAGCGAUUUCCAUCACUCAAUUAAUUUCAGAAGGCUGUGCCUACUUUAUGGUGUUGUAAAGGCUUCUGGCAGAAGCACUGAAAAAUUCUGAACAAAGACCCAUCUGUGCUAGAAAGCGUUGCGGCACGUUUGCACCAUGAGUACCUGGCCUUUGGUUCUUCUGCCUGCACUGUUCGCAUGCAGCCGCCAAGAACGUGACGUGCCUGGAAGGGCCACUCCACUCUGAAGAGAUGGUGGAGUGAUUUUGGCAUAUUCUGUGCAGACUUACACAAUAGAAUAUCUGAUAUUAAGGAUCCUCAAUAUUGUAUGCAAAGGAAAAAAAGACAUCUACUAGGCUGGAAAUUCCAGUCAAAGUUCCAUAUGGAAAUAAGCCAGUUUUGAACGGAAAAGGCAAUUAACAGCUAGGCCAGCAAUAGUCCAGUGGUCUCUUUAAAUCCAAGGUUAACUUUAGUACAAUGCCAUGCAUAUCUGACUUGCUGAUCAGAUCUUUUAUUCCUAUAUGACAUUGAAACACCUCGGAGAAAGUGCUCUUCUACUCUUAGCGUGACUGUACCUGCAGCAUGACCUGAGGUCUGCUCCCUCCUCGCCUUUUAGCAUAGAAGAGGCCCUUAUUUAGUGCCUGUUUGCUUAUGCUGGCAUCUGGUGGCUGUUAGUGUUAUUACACUAUUGUAAAUGCUGUAAAUGGUAAGAAAUUGUUGACAGAGGACAAGUUAUGGUUAUUCCUUUCAUUCGAAUAACUACCUUCUCUCAAUUAGCUACAAGUGACCGUGAUGAAGAAAUUCAUGGGUUUCCUCAAGCACCAUUGAUAAAUCAGAUGGCACGAUAAAGAAAGGAUGGUACCAAAUGUCCCUUUAUGGAGACCACGGAUGUGUUACUUUGAAAUCUUGUGGUUUGUGCGUGUCUGAGUGUGUGCAGUUGGCCUGUGCUCAGUUAGAGCAUGAUGGCUGUCGGUGUCACGAUACACGAAUGAGGAAAGAAUAGCUCAGAGGAUGGUAUUCUGCUGUUAGGUAAGUGAUACAGACAAUAAGAGAUGGAAUUAGGCCCAAAUUUUACUUCUGUUCCAUUACAAUUCUGCGCUAAAAGAAAAAUCCUUUGCCUAAGGCAAGCGCUAAGUCUGGUAGCUGAGGCGUUGUUCUUCUGUUUCCAAGUUUACUUAAUAAAUUACACUUUUGCUCAGAUGUUAUUAACUAAUAAUUCAAGGUUGGAAACUUCAGUCAAGUGUGAUAAAAGAAUCUGACUGAGUGGCAGGCAGCUAAGUUUUCCUAAAUGCCAGCAGCGGGAUCUGUUUACACAAAAAAUCACUACUCCAAUAAACUGUCUUUAAUUUAUAAUUCCAGAUGGAAGACUUCAAAUCAGGCCAGUGAUCUAACAGCACUGCUAAUAACCAUGAUGACUUUUUUAUUGCAAACUAUAACCAUAUUGGUAAGAUGAGAACUGUGCUGUGUUUUGCUAUUUCUUCUGAAAAUUAUGCAAGAUUAAAAAUAGUAAUGAAAGUA
Messenger RNA from Chroicocephalus ridibundus (black-headed gull), 3980 nucleotides. RefSeq names its product cadherin 26 (gene CDH26). The coding region runs from base 115 to 2508 and encodes 797 amino acids. Gene Ontology annotation, molecular function: calcium ion binding; cadherin binding. Lineage: Eukaryota; Metazoa; Chordata; Aves; Charadriiformes; Laridae. The record is from RefSeq and is a predicted model, not a curated record. Gene Ontology annotation, biological process: cell morphogenesis; homophilic cell-cell adhesion; calcium-dependent cell-cell adhesion. Gene Ontology annotation, cellular component: adherens junction; plasma membrane; catenin complex. The transcript has 16 exons.